CUUUGUUUAGUUGCACAACUUGAAAGUUGCGCUUUUUAUAGGAUUAUGUUCUCUGGUCAGUAUAGAGAUAUUUGCUCUGACCGAGGGUGUGAAAAUUGUCGGGAUUUAUCAGAAAACGUUCAUUGUACCUGCAUUUCCAAUAUCAAACGGUCGAAACCGUCGUCUGAUACUGGCACACCUGUAGACCAAAAGAAAAAACGCUUACAUAAUAAUAAUAAUAAUAAUAAUAACAGUUCAUCAAUUUCUAUGGAGAAGAAGAAUUGCAUUGAUACAUUUACUUCCUGGUCGACUAGCGAGCAAGUUGACUUUAUAUGUAACUUGCUGUCGAAAAUUUCUCACUUUCAACAAAGUCAAAUUAAUGAUUUCCUAGAACCUCUCCUGAAGCGUGAUUUUAUUGUUGCACUUCAAAAUCGUGGUGUCCCCUAUAUUGCUGAAAUGAUUUUAGUCCAACUUGAUGCAUCCAGUCUACUUUCAGUUGAACUUGCUUCAAGAGGAUGGCAAUGGAGUGUUGCAAAAUAUCAACUUUGGCGUCGUCUAUUAGCUUGUCGUGUAGCUACUGAUCCAGUUUGGCAUGGUUUAUGUGAACGUAGAGGAUGGAUUGAAUUUAUCGAUCAUUCGGAUCCAGCUUAUUUACCUGCAUUACUCGAGAGACGUCGGAUUCCUAUAGGUGUUCGGCAUAAACUAACCGAAUUCUCUCCAUUCCUUGAUACUAGUUCUUGUAUGGAAUGUGAAGCAUCUAAACUUUCUCCGAAAUUAGAAUCACCUAUCAGUGUAAAUCGACAACAAUCUCUUGCGUGUCAAUGUCAUUUAGACAUGCAAAAUUCAUUUAUCUAUCCUACUGAUACACAUUCCCAUGUAGUAUCACGAGCUCAAAGUAUCCCAUUUUCAAGAGAUUCCAUAACUGAUGCAUCUAACGUACCGAGUUGUUCAUUAAGCCCAUACAAUUCAACAACAGAUGGAUCAAAUCAUCGUUAUGUGAAUCCGACUUCAUUUUCUAUGGAGACAGAUUUACACGAUUCAUUGUCUUAUGAGACAGUGAUGUUUGCGCAUCGUUUCUAUAAACAACUUUAUCCUCGUAUAAUUCGUGAUAUUGCACGUGUCGAAGAUAAUUGGACUCGUGGUCAAUAUCAUUUAACUCGGAUACCAUGUCGAAGUGAUGUUACAAAAGGUGUUUAUUGUCUUCAAUAUGAUAAGCAUAAAAUUGUUAGCGGUCUAAGAGAUGAUACUAUUAAAGUAUGGCAAAGAAUACCAAAUAUUUGUACAAUUAAUAAAAAUAAAGGAUCCAAUUCUGAUUGUCCUUCUACUACUAAUAAUAUUACUACUAGCCCUAGUCCUGAUGAAGCUGGGCGUAAAGUUAGAGGAAGAAGUGAAGCUCCAGUGGCGGCGGCCGUGGCCGUGGCAGCUGCAGCAGCAGCGGCUGUUGAAGCGCCAAGUCAAGAAGGUUUUAAUGCAGCCACAUGCUCCGAUGGUUAUCAGUGUACACAAGUUCUUGAAGGACAUUCAGGUUCUGUGUUAUGCUUACAAUACAUUGGGAAUUUAUUAAUCAGUGGUUCCAGUGAUACAACUGUUCGUCUAUGGGAUUUAUCUACUGGAUGUUGUUUAAAUGUGAUCAAUCAUCAUGCUGAAGCAGUUUUGCAUUUACGAUUUCGUAAUAAUAUUCUAGUAACAUGUUCAAAAGAUCGUAGUAUUGCAGUAUGGGAUAUGGGUCCUUGGCCAAAAGAUGUUCAGCUGCGUCAAGUUCUUGUUGGACAUAGAGCUGCUGUUAAUGUGGUUGAUUUUGAUGAUAAAUAUAUUGUUUCAGCUAGUGGUGAUCGUACAAUCAAAGUUUGGGCUACAGAUACAUGUGCUUAUGUGCGUACCUUGACAGGUCAUCGUCGAGGUAUUGCUUGUUUACAAUAUCGUGAUCGAUUAGUGGUGUCUGGUAGUUCGGAUAAUACAAUUCGUAUUUGGGAUAUUGAAACUGGUGUAUGUUUUAGAGUUCUUGAAGGACAUGAAGAACUAGUUCGAUGUAUUCGAUUUGAUUCUAAACGUAUUGUAUCAGGGGCAUAUGAUGGUAAAAUUAAAGUAUGGAAUUUAAAAGCUGCUCUCAAUCCACGUUCCAAACCAAAUCAAUUAUGUAUUCAUACAUUACAACAGCAUACUGGUCGUGUGUUUCGUUUACAAUUCGAUGAUUUUCAAAUUGUUUCCUCUUCACAUGAUGAUACUAUAUUGAUAUGGGAUUUUGCACGACCAGCUACUGGUAAUGAAGAACGUGAUGACGGUUUCGAUGAUGGUAUCAAUGCAGCGUUAGCAUCAUCGUCACAAACUAAUUGUCUUUGUUCGCUACGAUCCGCUGCUGUACAAUGUCAAGUACAAUCAGACAAUAAUAAUAAUAAUAAUAAUAGUAAUAAUAAUGCGGUUAGUACUAGUAGUAGUAGUAGUACUAGUGGUACUAAUCAUAAUCAUAACAAUUCAACCCUGGUCAACAUUGAUAACAAUGAUUGUAUGAAUAGUACUGCUUCUACUAGUACUAGUACUGCUACCACUACGGCUGCUACCGUCUCUACUACGACUACUUCUACUAGUACUGUUACCAAUACCAAUUCUUCUUCUACUACUACUACUGCUACUAACACUCAUACAAAUACUACUGCUACGCUUAAUAGUAGUAAUAGUAAUGAUAGUCCCAAUAAUAAUAAUAAUAACAAUAAUUCCAUUCUAAAUUCAUCUAAGCCGCCUAAUUUUAUUUUAUCAACGAAUAGAAAACUUUAA
Molecule: messenger RNA, 2751 nt
Organism: Schistosoma turkestanicum
Lineage: Eukaryota; Metazoa; Platyhelminthes; Trematoda; Strigeidida; Schistosomatidae
Source: the annotation of a GenBank genome assembly